Messenger RNA from Protopterus annectens (West African lungfish), 10156 nucleotides. It is a transcript of the gene SGSM1, whose product is annotated as small G protein signaling modulator 1. Gene Ontology annotation, biological process: activation of GTPase activity. The transcript has 24 exons. The record is from RefSeq and is a predicted model, not a curated record. NCBI's taxonomy places the organism in Eukaryota, Metazoa, Chordata, Ceratodontiformes, Protopteridae. Gene Ontology annotation, molecular function: GTPase activator activity. The coding region runs from base 6 to 3419 and encodes 1137 amino acids.
AGAUUAUGGAAGAGGCUGUGACCAGGAAAUUUGUUCAUGAAGACAGCAGCCAUAUUAUUUCUUUCUGUGCGGCUGUUGAGGCCUGUGUGUUACAUGGACUAAAGCGUCGAGCUGCUGGAUUCCUGCGCAGUAACAAGAUCGCUGCUCUUUUUAUGAAAGUAGGAAAGAGCUUGCCUGCAGCAGAAGAACUAUCAAGGAAAGUUCAAGAUUUGGAACAACUUAUUGAGAGCAGACGGAUCCAGAUAGCAACCAAUCAAGAACAUAUCCGAAGACUACCAAAGCUACCUAAUCUGUCACCGCAGGCUAUAAAACACUUAUGGAUUCGCACAGCACUGUUUGAAAAAGUGUUGGAUAAAAUUGUACAUUAUCUAGUAGAGAAUAGUAGUAAAUAUUACGAAAAAGAAGCAUUGCUCAUGGAUCCAGUGGAUGGGCCCAUCCUUGCCUCUUUGCUCGUUGGUCCUUGUGCAUUGGAGUACACAAAAAUGAAAACAGCAGAUCAUUUCUGGACAGACCCUUCCGCUGAUGAACUUGUACAAAGGCAUCGUAUUCAUAGUGCAUAUUGCCGACAAGAUUCACCAACCAAACGCCCAGCCUUAUGCAUCCAGAAGAGACAUUCGAGUGGUAGUAUGGAUGACCGUCCCUCCCUCUCCGCCCGAGACUAUGUGGAAUCAUUACAUCAGAAUUCAAGAGCUACUUUAUUGUAUGGCAAGAAUAACGUUUUGGUCCAACCAAGAGAUGAUAUGGAAGCAAUCCUAGGGUACUUAUCCCUACACCAGACAGGAGAUACCAUGACACUGAAAUGGACUCCCAACCAGUUGAUGAAUGGUUCUGUUGGAGAUUUGGAUUAUGAGAGAAGUGUCUAUUGGGACUAUGCAAUGACAAUUCACUUGGAAGACAUUGUAUACCUUCAUUGCCAUCAGCAAGUAGAUAGUGGUGGUACAGUAGUUCUAGUGAGUCAGGAUGGAAUCCAGCGACCACCUCUACGGUUUCCAAAAGGCGGACACCUUUUGCAGUUCCUCUCUUGCUUGGAAAAUGGUCUACUUCCUCAUGGCCAGCUGGAUCCACCACUGUGGUCUCAGAGAGGAAAGGGUAAAGUUUUUCCAAAGCUUCGAAAAAGAAGUCCUCAGGGAUCAGCUGAGUCAACCUCAGAUAAGGAAGAAGAAGAAGCAACAGAUUAUGUUUUUCGAAUAAUUUACCCAGGAAGCCAGCCAGACUUUGUUACCAUUAAGCAUCAUUACCGCUCUUCCUUUGCAUCAUCCAUCCCGCACACCCUCUCCUUUGACAUCAUUGAGAGUCUGAAGGCCAUGAUUCAUCUUGAUAACAGAACACUGGUGACCCCAAAACGAUCUCAGAGCCUUUAUGAGAGCUUUCAUCCCAGUCCUACCAUACCUGGCACAACUUUGCAUCAGUUCCCACAAGACUUCAUGGAUGCUCAGGGUAGCUGUUUACCUCCCAUGUGGCAUAUGAACAGUCAUAAGUCCUCCUGCUCCUCGUGUUCCCAAAGUGGCUCCUCAGAUGGUGGAACAGUCAAUGGCUGCAAUCAUGAGAGGGCUCCCCUGAAAUUGCUGUGUGACAACAUGAAAUAUCAGAUUGUCUCCAGAGCAUUCUAUGGCUGGCUUGCAUAUUGCAGACAUCUGUCCACAGUGAGAACUCACUUAUCAGCACUUGUAAACCACACAAUAGUAUAUCCAGACAUACCAACAGACACUAGUUCUGGACUUACUGCUGAAAUAUGGCAUAAGUAUUUGGAGGACAGUACGAGUUAUGAAGAACGAGAGCUGCUAAGACUUAUUUACUACGGAGGAAUUCAGCAAGACAUCCGGAAAGAUGUAUGGCCAUUUCUGCUUGGGCAUUAUCAAUUUGGAAUGACAGCAGCAGAAAGAAAAGAGGUAGAUGACCAGGUUCAUGCAUGCUAUGAACAGACAAUGGCUGAGUGGAUAGGCUGUGAAGCGAUUGUUCGCCAAAGAGAAAAAGAGUCUCAUGCUGCAGCUUUGGCAAAAUGCUCUUCAGGCGCAAGUCUGGAUAGCCAGAUGCAGCGAAUGCUGCACAGAGAUUCGACUGUUAGCAAUGAGUCUUCCCAAAGCUGUAGCUCUGACAGACAGAGCCACAUUCGUCUGCAGAGUGACUCCAGUACCAGUACACAGGUGUUUGAAUCUGUUGAAGAAACUGAGCAACCAGAGAUGGAAGAGAAGAAUGAAGGCUUGAAGCAAGCCACCAAAAUUCCUAAUGGCAUCCUUCCAAAUGGGACUUGUUCGCCUGAUUCGGGACAUCCAUCAUCUCGGAAUUUCUCCAUUACUUCAGUAUAUUCCGAACACAGUUUUAGUACUGAUGACACUGUGUCAAUGGACACAGCCAAAAAUCAUUUGCAUCUCCAGAUGAAACAGAGGGAUGCAGCAAGUAGAAAACGUAAAGGAUCAGAUGAUGUUUCAAUCUAUAAGAGCACAGAGGAAGUGCUUCCUUCACUGGACAGUUCAGAAGGUGAUUUUCCAGCCAAUGACAGCUCUGAAGACCUCCUGUCAACCACUGAGAACUCAGAGGAAAUACCACCUCUUAAAGACAAUGCCAUUCUUACUGUAGUUGAAAUGAGAACUGAGUAUGCUGAUAAACAAAGCUUGGAUGGGAGUGAAGAUGCCCUUUCUGAAGAGCCAGAAAUGGAGAGUUUGUAUCCACAAGUGGACUCACUGGCAGUUUCUGACAGCAACCCUAACAAUAUUUCUCCUGUUUCUUCAACUGGAGUUUCAUACUCACAAGAACUACUGGACAUGUACACAAUAAAUCUGCAUCGGAUUGAAAAGGAUGUACAGAGAUGUGACCGGAAUUACUGGUAUUUCACACCUGCAAAUCUGGAAAAAUUGCGGAACAUCAUGUGCAGCUACAUCUGGCAGCACAUUGAGGUUGGGUAUGUACAGGGAAUGUGUGACCUACUUGCCCCUCUUCUUGUGAUCCUGGAUGAUGAGGCCCUUGCCUUCAGUUGCUUUACUGAGCUAAUGAAGAGGAUGAACCAGAAUUUUCCACAUGGAGGUGCUAUGGAUACCCAUUUUGCAAACAUGAGAUCUCUUAUCCAGAUCUUGGACUCUGAGCUCUUUGAAUUGAUGCAUCAGAAUGGCGAUUACACUCAUUUCUAUUUCUGCUAUCGCUGGUUCCUUCUUGAUUUCAAACGUGAACUGGUUUAUGAUGAUGUCUUCUCUGUUUGGGAAACAAUCUGGUCUGCACAGCAUGUCUCGUCCACUCAUUUUGUCCUUUUCAUAGCACUGGCCUUGGUAGAGGUUUAUCGUGAUAUAAUCUUGGAAAACAACAUGGAUUUUACUGAUAUCAUAAAGUUCUUUAAUGAAAUGGCUGAACGACAUAAUGCUAAACAAGUCUUGCAGUUGGCAAGAGACCUGGUAUACAAAGUCCAGACACUGAUUGAGAAUAAAUGAGGAGUAAAAGGAAUCCAAUACAGCAGUUAUAAUAAAAAGUCACUUUUUUCAUCCCGUCGGCUCACAGUGCAACAUUUGUGAAAAAGGAAGACAUUGUUACUAAGAUUGUUUGAGUAACUUGAUCAGGAAAGAAGAUAUUAUACUGACAUUAAGCCUGGAUAUUUCAAAAAACAGCAUCUGAUGGGAUUCAGCACAAUCCAAGCAAGAAGCCUUUGUUUUUAGAGUAAUUUAUUUGUUAUUUCAAGUGGCUCUACUUCUAGAUUCUGAAUAAGACAAAAAUGUCCAUAGGUCAUCUGCUCUUGUAUUGCAGUACCAGGAAUACAUCCACUCACAAACUUACUUUCAGUUGCUUAUCAGAGUCAAGCUCAUUCUUCAUUUGAAUGUGCGCUCCUGAUUUAUAUCUGAAAUUAAUCAGUUGAUUAGAAACUAGAUUUAUAACGCACAUCUAACUGUACACAGAUUCUCUUAAAAGUACUGUGCACGAUACAAGUUUUGAGACAGGCAUGCUCUUUGGCUGCCUAUUACUUAGUCUAGCAUAUAAUAUGGGAUUCAGAUUCCAGUGGUUGUAUGACUGGUUUUACUCCUGUUAUAAUCAAGUUCAUUGUAUUUAAAGUAAGCUGUAACACUGGUGUACUAUUUGAGUAGCCUGCAUCAUAGUGAAAUAUAAAGCAUAAAUUCCCCAUGUUUAAAGACAGCCCUUGCUGUAUUUCCACAUGUACCAGCAUUACCUUGCAUUACACAGCUGUAACGGCAGUAAAGGACAGGUUGUCUUGGGCCCCCCCCCACCCCCUUCACCAGCAGUUAACAGGCUAGUAUAUUUUCUAGUCUGUAAAAGCCAUCAGAGGUAGUGCAAUAUUGAAAUGGCUCAUUGUGCCUUGAAAGUUUGUAUGCCAUAGUGUAGGAUAUUGAAAGGAUGGGGUGGUGUUAUGCCUAGAUGCACUAAAAUUACAGAAGCCUUUGUACGUUAUUCACUAAAACAGCUUCAGCUGUUGCAGAGCUUCACCUCAAUAUGCCUGCUGCCAUCCGGACACUAAAGUAAGACCUACCAUUUUGGUGCUUCUGCCUACCAUGUGUGUAGAGUAAACAGUUGUAGGAAACUGGCUUCUUUCUCUUUGUGAUCACCUGAAAAGUCUCUCUAUUUACCCUGUUGAUACUUGCAAUCAUUCAAUAUCAAAGUCGAGCUAACAGGCCACCCAAAAACAUCCAGAGUCUCUUUAAUAGCCUUACAGCUUCUCAUCCUCCUCUGACCUCUAGUCAUUGUUCUUUGGGUGACAUAGUAUCGUCUGAACUCCAGUCAUUGUUCUUUUGGUGACAGAAUAUUCCCUGAUCUCCCGUCAUUGUUCUUUUGGUGACAGAGAAUCUUCUCUUCUCCAUUCAUUGUUCUUUUAAUGACAGAAUAUCUCCUGAUCUCCAGUCAGUGUUCUUCUACUGAUAGAGUAUCCUCUGAUCUCCAGUCAUUGUUCUUUUGGCGACAGAGUAUCCUCUGAUCUCCAGUCAUUGUUCUUUUGGUGACAGAGUAUCCUCUGAUCUCCAGUCAUUGUUCUUUUGGUGACAGAGUAUCCUGUGAUCUCCAGUCAUUGUUCUUUUGGCGACAGAGUAUCCACUGAUCUUCAGUCAUUGUUCUUUUGGUCACAGAAUAGUCCAUUUAUCUCCAAAAGAUCCCUAUUAUUUGUCCUUUUUGUUAAAGGAUAGUUCAGCCAUUCCAAAGCAAUUCCUGCACAUUAACCUUUGGCAGUAUACUUGGCCAUCCCUUCCCAGAUGAUCCCAGACCAGUUGGUUUUCAGUAGCCAUUCCUUCACCAAAUGACACGUGGCUAUUAUCCCAUUAGGUAAUAUAGUAGCUCAUCCCUCCCCCUGUGAUCACUACUUAUAGCCCCUUUGGUGGUAUGUCAGCUCACACUCAUUACCAGCUGAUUUGUGGUUUGACUCCUGGUACAGAUUUUGCAGUUUCUCAUAUUCUACAGCCCUAGACCACAUCUCACUGCUAUUGAUUGAUUCUGCACUAUGUGUAACAGUACAGCCAAGUCAACUAACCCAUGUCUGUCUUAGCUGCCAGCCCUGGCUGUAUUUCAAGUCACUGAUUAACCAGUGACCUACAAAGAUACCCAUCUAUAUUCUGCUACCACCCUGGCCACAAGCUAACUAAUAUCACUGUGAACAUUUCUAGACAUUGAUUGUUUGCUGGCUCUGUUAUGGUUAUAAUGCUCAUUUUUCAGAAAUGGACUUUGUCAAACAUAAUCAUUUGGGAUACUCAUGCAGGAGAUACAAAAGUAGUCAUUGGGGAAAGGAAGCAGGACUCUGGACCACAAGCUGCUUAGAAAAGGAGGAGGGUGACAGAGAAUACUGUAUUUUCAGCAAAAUUGGCACUGAGAGUGGAGGAACUGUAAUAUCAUCAACAUAAAUUUAAUUUGAAAUCAGGGAGGUACUGCUAAUAAGUAGCUAUUAGAGCUUGUAUUAAGGAUCGUACGGGGUGGAUCUCUUCAACACCAGAAAUCUUCAUUCAGUGAAAGCACAAUAGUGACUAAGUUGUCAUUAACAGUUUAUUAUUGCUUAUAGUGGGGGAAUAUAUUAGAUAUUAUUUGGAAUGAGCAAUUUGAUUCACUAGCAGUAGGAGUACUACAAAGAGCUUGGUGUGACUGGGGGUGGGGGAGCAAUAGAUUAUGUAGAAUGUGAAAUUAAACAAUAAACAAAGGUUUUAUUUUGUGACCAUGGGAAUUUAGUAUGGGAGAUUUUGAGAUGGAUGGACCACAGUGAUGACUGCCAGAGUUAAACAAGAAGUGAAAAGCCAUGCCAUACCACCAAAAAAGUUCAAGUGGUUACAGACAGAACUGUAAUGAACAAUGAGGAAUUAAAGUUAAAUAAGGACAGGUGAAAGGGUUUGUGACAGGAAUUUCCUAUCAAGCAAACUUGGGAUGGAGUUGGGGUGGAGUGGGAGAACACUUUCCCAUGUGAGAAAUUUCCAUGCAAAUAGAAGAGUUCAGACCAUGACCUUAGCAGACAAUUGUUUUUUUUUCCUUUCAGUUUAUGUACUGAUUGACCUUAUAUAUAACCUGAUUAUAAAAACAUACUAAUGAGACCUUAUGAAUGUACAUAAUCUUGCCUUGCACAUUCAUUUUCACUUACAUAUUAGUACAUCACAGGCUGUAUAUCAAAUCUGAAGGUGCAACAUUUCUAUAGUUGCACAAACUGUGAGUAUCCUGCCUGAAACCCUGAAUAUUUUGCAUUAAAUACAAUGGCUGUGUACUUCUGCUGUAUAUCAUGCGUAAAACAAGAAGUCUAAUCAUCUAAUUACUCAUUUUGUCUGAUUAAAACAUCAAAGUUGUCUUUCACCUAGUGUUUGGAUGACCCAUCUCUUAGGAAUUUUUUAAGUGAAUGGCAUUCUCACUGGACAAAAAGUAGACUGAUCUCAAAAGACCCUCAGCCUAGACAGCCUCAAUGUAAGUAUCUUCAGAAAGUGACUGAACAAGGAACAUAAGAACAUAGAAACAAUAAUGGAUAAAGGCUUUUGGGGACCAGAAGCUACCUAGCCAUGUACACCUUGAAGUAGCCACACUUUAAAGUUCUUGCUCCCCUUUUUGAGCAGUUGAUAGUGCUCACUUCACAAAUCUUGAAUUAUGGCCCCAUGGUAAGUUUCUGUUUUCCCUUUUAAUUAUGAGCAUUUAACUUAAAGGGUGCAAAAACACAGUGGUAAAUAGUGGAAACUUAUUCCACAGGCUGGAAAUAUAUUGAGUUGGAAACCUAUCCCUCUGGUGAGGCUUGUUUAUUGGUAUAGAUUUAUGUCAUUUGUGGUGGUGCUUGUAGGGCCACCAAUUUUGCAAAGAAAUAAAAGGUUAGAUAGGACUGGACCUUUCAUGGCAUGGAAAGUAAGGCAUAGGUCAACCCAGAGCAGCUGGUAGGCUGCUGAGUAUAAGGAGAGAUAUAUUAAUCUGUUGGGAUAGUUGAAGGAUUUAAGGCCUUUAAUUUUCUUGGAUAGACAUCUUUGGGAUCUUUCCAGCUCAGCAAUUUGCCUGGAUUCGUACACACAAAAGGGGAUGUUGUAUUAGUUAAUAGGUCUGAUAAGGGAAGUGUAUAGAACUCUGGUAGCAUCCUUGGAUCUUGAAUAUAUUUCCCUGCAAAUUAACUGGUCCAAAUAGAAGGGUUUCCUGACUGUAAUGGAAAUAAAAUGAUUGAAUGAGGCAGAAUUGUCCAUAAAAGUACCCAGGUCUCUUAUGACCAUGAUUGCUUGAAGAGGAGUACCAUUUAUAACACAUGAGGUGGGAACAGCUAGACCACCACUGACUACACAAGUGGCAUAAGACAACAUAGCCAUAAGGUGUCCAUCCACAUCCUUCAGCCCUCCAAAAUAAUAAAGCCAGCUGCACAAGCACAAUGUAUUUAUACCGUAAAACCUCCCCAGAUCUGACUUAUCUGCCCUCACACUGAAUGAAAAUGAAACCACUACACACACUCUCCUUACAUUCCCAGCAACAUAGAUGACUCAUAGCCAUUCCACACCCACAGAGAAAUGUAUAUAAACAAACAUAAACACACACACACACACACACACACACACACACACACACACACACACACACACACACACACACACACACACACGCACACACCAAACACGUUGCUACAGGCAGCUCACAUUAAAGUUGACAUUUAAAGUAGUGCUUCUUUCACAUUUAUGAACAAGCCGUCACUUGAAAGCAACUAGCCUAAGGCAGGCCCUUUCAGAUGGUGGCAGUAAACUCAGCCAUAUGAGGCUGAGGUGAUUACACUUCAGCCUGGCAUUAUGCACGCCAUUACUACCAUGGCAUAUCUAUCCAUUUAUGAAAACUGGACUCAAAUAUUGGACAGUAUUACAGAUUUAAUAACAAUAAAAACUGCAGUCUAUGUUGUUGUUAAAUUAAUUUGCAUUAUACCCUUGUUAAAUCAAUUUGAAUCAUUAUAACAGUUAACUAUUUAAGCACACUAAGUAUUUCAUUGUCAAACGCUAUGAAAAGUAUUUCUACAUUACUAGCUAAAAGUGGUUAUUAUGCUGCAAUUAAGGAAAUAGCAGAGAAAGAAAAUUAUUUAUAACACAAGAAGACUGAAAAUAACAUCUUGCUCAUAUUUCCUUAUUAACAGAAAAUGUGAAUUUUCUUAGUGUUUUUUUUUUUAAUUGUGCAUCUCUUAAUUCAAGUAUUGUUCAGUGCAGAUAACAAUGUCAAGAAAAGUAACAACCUGCCUUCAGUGUUCAAAAAAUUCAGUGGGAUAAUUUUCACAAAAAUGACAAGUGAUAGUAUGUGACUUUUUAUUGUUGAGUUAUUUGCCAUGCAAUGCAUUUAGUAGAUAGUACAAUGCUGCUACAUGUUUAAUAGUCUGCCAUUGUGUUAAAUUAUUUUCACCCAAAAUUGCAAUCUAUGGAUGACCUACAGAGUCGCCAUUACUACAAAUCCAAUUUGUAAUUGCAUUUUUAUGCUUAAAAUAUUCUCCACUGUCAAUGGAAAAGGUGCAAUUUUUGUAAACAGAGUAGCCUGCUAAUGUUAAAUAUUUAGUUUGCAAGGUAUAUUUCAGAUUUUUAUUUUUGUAUAAGCUAAAUAAUUUCUGAACUUUGCCUAUAAAUUGGUAAAGUAACAUUUGAUUUUAAAUGUCUGUUUAUUCACCAUUAAUAAAUCAUUAAAAUGCUUGACAUUUUGUACAGCAUGGACAUUUUCCACUACUAAAGAUGGGAUAAAUCAGGUAUUGGGCUUUGCACAGAACUACAUUAUUUGUAUGCUGUAAUAAGUGCAUACUGAUAAAACAAUUUUUCCUAACACACACUGAUUAUACUAUUAGCACAAAAUUUACCUUCCUAAUGCAAUAUCAUUUAAAAAAUGUUUAUAUCAGUAUCAAGACCUAAGAUACAAUGUUUUUUUUACCAGGCAAGUGAAAUGAAACAAGUUCAUUUUCCUUGAUAUGUUAACUUGCUUUAUAAAUUGCGUAAAAUAAUACAAAUCUAAGCUUGUUACGUUGAAACAUGAAACAGUUGUUCUGGAGUACCAUCAGUGACAAACUCUGUUAUUAGAUUGUCUUGUUACUUGAAAAUUAAAUGUUAGGUUUUCAGUACAGCCUGAAUUAAAAGCCAUUUUCAUUAAAGAAAUCACUGCCCUGUAUAUACCAUAUGGUAUACUAUACUGAUUUUCACAUUUUCUAACAGUAAAAAACAUUAAACAGAAAAGUGCUGUAAUAUGUAAGAUUAUUCACUGAAAGAGAACUUGUGAAGUGUGACUAAUCUAACACUUUCACUAUAAUUACUUUAUUUUAACUAGAUUACAUGUGCAUUUUACUGCAUAUAUAUUGCAUAAGAUUAUUUGAAAAAACAAUGUCUUUGUAUUACAGUACACUUUAAGAUACACAUGUUGUUGUUCAAGGUGCCAGUGUUUUCACUAUGUAUUUAUCUCAUAUAUUUAUACAAGUUAUUGUACAACUGAAAAUGUAUGUAUAAAAUACUGUAUGUGAAUUGUUCUGUAAAUGUAAAUAUUUAUUUGAAAAUGUAUUUAAUAUAAAUGUUUAUCAGAGAGCUAAGUCACAUAUAGAUAAGAGACAAAUGGCCAUGUUUUGGAUUGAGAUCUUUUAUUCCCUUUGUGACUGAAUGCUCAAGUUACAAAUGUGCCAAGCCGUUAUUAUUAUUGCUUUGUGGUAAUUGCUGAAAUAUUUAACACUCUCCUGCUAGGUGUUCAUUAUCUCUUACUGUUAUAAAUGAAUACAGCAUAGAAUUUUCUUUACAAAUAA